Hibiscus syriacus is the source of this 1278-nucleotide messenger RNA. RefSeq names its product oxysterol-binding protein-related protein 2A-like. The coding region runs from base 1 to 1278 and encodes 425 amino acids. The transcript is spliced from 7 exons. The record is from RefSeq and is a predicted model, not a curated record. Gene Ontology annotation, cellular component: cytosol; intracellular membrane-bounded organelle; membrane. NCBI's taxonomy places the organism in Eukaryota, Viridiplantae, Streptophyta, Magnoliopsida, Malvales, Malvaceae. Gene Ontology annotation, molecular function: sterol binding.
AUGCGUAUGUUCAUAUCGAGAUCUGAAACAGGGAAUACGGCAAGGUUGACGGCACCACCGCCGGAGUUCUCUAAUUACGAGAAGAUUCACUCGCCGGAGGCUUUAAACCUCCUCUCUCCGACUGGUGACGUCAUAUUGACAGGCUUUGCUCUCAUUGUUUUCGGAGAUACAUCUUCAAGUUCUGAUGAUAUUGAGAAACAAGAGCUUGAGGAAUUGUCUUGUGACGAUGAAACCUUCCUCUAUGACAAAAAACAUGCGGCUGAUCAAGCAGACAAUCAAAAAGAAACUGAUCGAUACUGUGGAAAAGAUGUGUGCUAUUCUGAUUCUGGAUAUCCCCAGAUCGAAAGGCGAAAAAAGCUCCCUGAUCCAGUUCUAAAAGAGAAAAGGGUUAGCCUUUGGUCUGUGAUCAAAGACAGUGUGGGAAAGGACCUCACACGAGUUUUUCUUCCUGUUUAUUUUAAUGAACCAAUAUCAUCCCUUCAGAAAUAUUUUGAGGACCUAGAAUAUUCGAAACUUUUGGACCAAGCAUACAAGUAUGGAAAAGAAGGGAAAAGUCUCCAGCGAAUUGUUAAUGUAGCUGCAUUUGCUGUUUCUGGCUAUUCUUCAACUGAAGGCCGGGAUUGUAAGCCUUUCAAUCCUUUACUAGGUGAAACUUAUGAAGCAGACUAUCCCGAAAGAGGUGUUCGUUUUUUCUCCGAGAAGGUUAGUCACCAUCCAACCCUCAUUGCCUUUCAUUGUGAAGGCAAAGGGUGGAAAACCUGGGGUGAGAGUGACCUCCGUGCAAAGUUUUCCGGGCAGUCAAUCCAGCUCAACCCUGUUGGAGUUAUAACCCUGGAGUUUGUUGAUGGUGAAAUAUUUCAGUGGAGCAAGGUAACUACUAAUAUUUAUAAUCUUAUCCUUGAUAAAGUGUAUUGCAAUCACCAUGGAUUGAUGCACAUUCGCGGGAAUCGCCAAUAUUCAUGCAAACUUAUAUUCAAAGAGCAAUCUAUUCUUGAGCGGAACCGUCGCCAAGUCCACGGUUUUGUUGAAGACCUUUCGGGUAAUAGGGUUGCUACAUUAUUUGGCAAAUGGGAUGACAGCAUGUAUUUUAUCAAUGGUUACGAGAGUGGCAAGACAAAGGACUUCAGUCCUUCAAAUGCCUCCUUGCUUUGGAAAAAGAAUGAGCCACCUCCUAGUCCGACUCGCUACAACUUAACAUCUUUGGUUUUUCAUUUAGACCUGACUAUGCAUACAUUUGCUGAUCAUGUAGCAAAUCCACUCUAUCUGUUUUUCAUUUAG